Molecule: messenger RNA, 1650 nt
Organism: Aspergillus eucalypticola CBS 122712
Lineage: Eukaryota; Fungi; Ascomycota; Eurotiomycetes; Eurotiales; Aspergillaceae
Product: CoA-binding protein
Exons: 3
Coding region: 104-1609 (501 amino acids)
Source: RefSeq, a predicted model, not a curated record
AUCGUCAUCCUCCUCUACUAUCCGUCCGCCUGACGAACCAUCCUAUCCUACUACUCUUUCCAGACUAUCUGUAAAUAUCUUCUAUCACCAAGACGAUCUCAAGAUGUCUGCUACGAUGGAUGCCGCGCGCCGCUUCUUCCUGUCGCCGCAGUUUGCCGUGGCAGGGGCCAGCAACGAUCGCAGCAAGUUUGGCUACAAGAUCUUUGCCUGGUAUCAUCAACACUCUCUGCCCGUUACUCCCCUCAACCCUCGCGCCCCGGAGAUCGAGCUGCCGUCGCAAAAUUAUAAGACGGUCCCAUCACCCCGCGACUUGCCCAACCCCGACCAGACUUCCCUGUCUAUCGUGACCCCUCCCCCAGUCACUCUUGCCCUCCUCAAAGAGGCUCACAGUGUGGGGAUCCCCGCUGUCUGGCUACAGCCAGGCACGUAUGAUAAGAGUGUGCUGGACUUUCUAGAUGGUCAUUUCGCAGCAGCGGUAGUGGGAGAUGGUGGUGUGGGCGGCGAGGGUUGGUCCAGUCCAUUCUUCCUCGAGUCCCCCAUUCCUCCGCAACUCGAUCUGGCCGGCGCUCCAUCACAGCUUUUCCAAGUCCCGCCCACCCCAUCAGCCUCAUCGGCUUUGUAUCGAUCGAUCUCUAUCCCCAACCGCAAGAGAUCCCGUCUAGAAGUUGAUCGUCGUCCUUGGCUGGAUGUCGACACUCCCUCUAGUCAUGUCGCCUCUGUGAUCUCCCCCGACGAUCUCCUCCUUGGUGUGGAGGAUACCUCCGUCGAUCAUGUCUAUCGCCCCAACCGUUAUCGCAAGCCUGCUCGAUCUCUCGCUCUCGAUGACAGUGUUGAAUCUCUCAGCGAAACCGUGGACAUUCGCCGUAAACGCAGUCGCUGGGAUCCGUCUUUGAUCGCAGCCUCUCCCACCGGUCACGAUGAGAAAAUGACGAUCUCGACCACGACUAUGACCACGACCGCGACCGUGACCGCGGCUCCUGCGGUCAAUGCUUACCCACAGCCUGCUCCCGUCCGCUGGAGUCGAGCGGUGCUAGGCGUGGUAGGCAAAGUUUGGGACUUUUGUUGGAGCGGAGCUUUCCGAGGGUUUUAUGCAGGCGGUGGGCAAGGCUAUACCAUGACGGCGGAGGAUGCACAGCCCCAGCUGGCAUCCCCAUCGAUCGAGAAGGAGAGCAUGCCCACUUCUCAGCGGCAACAGGGUUCCUCUAGCCCUUUUCCGGGACAAUAUGCAGAAGAUGAUCUCAAGCACAGUUGGGUGAUCGUGUCCGCGCGAGAGGAAUUUAUGGACGAAGCCAGUCCUUCUCAGCGCAGACGAGUCCAUCGUCGGACCCCAGCACAUACCCACUCUCGUCGGCGGUCGCAGGGCAAGCGAACGCUGAUUUCGCAUGCGCCGUCGAUGCCGACGAAAUCCCAAUUCUCAACACCAGCUAAGCCGCGGGAGAGCCCUGUAUCUGUGGAGACGCAACGCUACAUGGCGCAAAAGCGCCGCAUGGAGCGUGAAGAGGAUGCCAGCCUUGCCCGGUUGAACCGGCAGCUACAGGCAAUGAUCAAGGAAGGGAAACAGGCGCUGGGGACACGCGUGGAAGUGGACGACUUGGACAUGGAGGAUUAAUGCGCUUUCUCACUUUUACUUUUUUUUUUUUUUUUUUUUUU